Gigantopelta aegis is the source of this 2412-nucleotide messenger RNA. RefSeq names its product extracellular matrix organizing protein FRAS1-like. The record is from RefSeq and is a predicted model, not a curated record. The coding region runs from base 1 to 2412 and encodes 803 amino acids. NCBI's taxonomy places the organism in Eukaryota, Metazoa, Mollusca, Gastropoda, Neomphalida, Peltospiridae. The transcript is spliced from 19 exons. Gene Ontology annotation, molecular function: protein binding.
AUGUCACUGCUUGAGAAAGCGAUGAAAGAGAAGGGAACGACUUUAGAAAGAAGUGAAAAUGCUUGCUGUCCGAAGUGUCUUCAUAACAAAUGUGUGGAUGCUGACCGCGAAUAUGAGCAUGGAGAUCAAUGGCAGAGGGACCCGUGUACAUUCUGUACCUGUGUUAGAGGAGCUGCUGAGUGUCGCACGAGGAGCUGUGUUGAUGCGCCAAGGUGUAGACGGAAUGAGAAGCAGAUAACAAGACUUGGAGAAUGUUGUCCAGAAUGUGUCCUCAAAGAAUCUGUCUGCGUGGAUGAGCAUCCCAUACGUUACCAUGGAGAUAUAUGGAAUGUCAGCAGUUGUGAAUACUGCAUGUGCAAAAACAGCAAAGUGCAGUGUCGAAGAGCCACUUGCGAAUAUGUGCGAUGUCAGAAGGGCGAGGUGUUGCAGCAGGUGGCAGGCCGAUGUUGUCAGCAGUGUGUCAAACCUCGACACUGCCAGCACGGAGAUUUCACCCACCAGGAUGGGGACACGUGGCAUCCAGACCCCUGCUCUGUGUGUAACUGUGAAGAGGGGAAGGUCGUCUGCUACAAACGAGCUUGUCCUCUGUGUCCUCGUGGAACGUACCACUCCGUGACACAAGGGCAGUGUUGUGGCCAGUGUCUUAAAGUGGAAUGCUCCUCAGCUUGCAGUGAAUGUCUUCCAACAAAUCCCAGCCACUGUGUUCGAUGCAAGGAAUUUGGCAAACUGGCACAAGAUGGCCUGUGUGUGGAUCAGUGUAAAGAUACAUUUUAUCCAACCCGGGACAACACGUGUGGAGCGUGUGCUGAAUUCUGUCAGAGUUGUGUAGACCAGUCUUCGUUCCACUGUCUGUUGUGUAGACCGGGGCGCCUCUGGAAGGAUGGUUACUGUGUGGAGCAGUGUGGACAUGGCUUCUAUCUCAGGAACUCGCAGUGUCUAGCAUGUCACUCCACAUGUAGUUCCUGUUCUGGAUCGGGUCGGUCUCAGUGUCUGUCGUGUUCAUACGCCGGUCACGUGCUCCAUCAGGGAAGGUGCAUCGACUCUUGUGGGGCCAGGUUCUUCCUCCAGUCACAGGAGUGUUUUGCUUGUCCACCGUUUUGUCGAACAUGCCAGCCAAACAGUGAAAAGUGUGCCACCUGUCAUAGUGGUACUGUGUUUUUCAACGGGAAUUGUCUUCCUGCAUGUCCUAAAGGCUUCUACAGUCGCCAGAGUUCUUGUACAGCUUGUCAUCCAAGUUGUGCUUCUUGUUCCGGUGGUCGCCAUUCCAGUUGUCUUUCUUGUCACCAUGGUUAUGAUCUACGUCGUGGAACGUGUCUGUCUCUGUGUGCAGAAGGCCAAUAUGUGUCUGCAUCAGGACAGUGUAAAGCGUGUGGCAGAGGCUGUAAAUACUGCUUUCCAAACACUGAGGGUGAGGGCUUUGUGUGUUCACAGUGUGUGGACAGUGGUUUUGUACCAACUGUAGGACAGUGUGGUCCUCGCUGCCAGCAGGGAUUCUAUCUGCAAGACAACAUCUGUAAAGGCUGUGAUGAGCAAUGUGAGCAGUGUGAAGGACCAGCCCGCUGCACUCGGUGCUUACCUCCCUUUGUCUUGGCAGACGGACAUUGUGUGCAGACGUGUGGACAUCAGAGAUACCCCGACUCGGAACGUAUCUGCCGGUUCUGUGACCGCCACUGCUUGCAGUGUUCAGAGAAGGUGUGUCUGAUGUGUGAUAGCAGAACGUUCCUCAAGGAUGGAACGUGUGUUGGAGUUUGUGGAACUGGAUUCAUCACUGAUUACAAGAACAGGCUUUGUCAAGCAAAUGUUUCUCCACCGGUUCUGCGUGUUUCUGGUCUAGUCUAUGUCAAGGAAGGAAGUAUUGUGCCCAUCCCAGCGGACAUCUUCUACUUGCGGGAUGCAGACACCGCCUCGGACAAGCUCCGCCUGGUUGUGUUAGGACCGCCAAACAGUGGCCACCUUGUGAAGGCGCUGCAUGGCCACGACCAGGUGCUGGGCCAGGAGGACCACUUCACUGUGCAGGACCUGCAGGAGGGAAAGGUGCGCUUCGUGCACAGUCGGCGCACGUGGAGGAAUGACAAGGUGAUACUCAGAGCUACUGAUGGUGCUCUAUACAGUGAGGAAGCAUUCUUUGUGAUACAAGUGACUGCCAAAGAGCCGCCUGCUGUCUUGAAGAACGAGCCUCUUACAGCUAUAGGAGGAGAGAAAACUAUUAUCAGGCGAGAAGUCCUAGACUUCCAGUCAUCAGGCAGAAGUGUUAAUAACAAGAUUUACAUCCUUCAAGAUUUGAGUCAGAAUGAUGACAGUGAGAAUCAGUGUCACACUGAGCUAAUAGCCAACACCAGAGACCAGCCAGCAGUGAACCAGUGUGGACUACCUGGUCACAGCAAUGGCAGGUCAGGUCAGGUCAGGUCAUAA